CCUGAAUCUCUCUUACUGUGAUCUCUCUUCUAUUUUUGUAUGUUUCAGCUACACUCACAGCGCGACUUGUACGCCGAGUCCACCUAGCAGGUCGCUUAGGGCUCUCUGACGACGUAUAAAAUACCUCCUUGGCCGAACCUCAGGCCUCAGCGCUCCUCGCGAACUAAUGGCCGUUCCAAAGUAUACCGUGGCUAUCUGUGGUGGUGCAAUAGCUGGACUCUCACUCGCUGCUUUCAUCACAACGCAUACACUGUUAUCCAGGUCGAUGUAUACGAAGCUCGCCCGAAGCUCUCCACGGACGGUUCAGGAAUCGGGGUUUGGAAGCGCACUUGGGAGGUACUUCGAGACUUAGGGUUGGAUGAAGAGCUUGUCAAACGGAAUAUAACCCCACCAAAGGACGGAGAAGCGAAAUAUCCAGUUGUGUUUCGCAGAUCUGAUCAAGAGACGGAUGGCUUCAUGUUCUACGAACAUAAGAUGCCGUAUGGCCCUAUUGUUCUGCAGCGCCGUGAUCUCUGCGAGAUGUUGGUCGAGAAAACAAACCAGAAAACUUGCUCGAUUCAUUACAGCAAAAAACUCGUCAAAUACGACUCGACGGGUGCUGAUGGACAAUUCAAGCUUCAUUUUGAUGAUGGCACUACAGCGUCCGCAGACCUUAUCAUCGGUGCUGACGGUAUCCAUUCCACGGUUCGAAAAUUCUUCUUCAGCGAUUUGGCCUCCGCGACGUCAGAUGAAGCCAAGAAGGAGCAAUAUUUGCGGUGUAUUGAACCGAGAUGGUCUGGUACAUAUAUGUAUCGAACGAACAUGGGUAUACCAAAGGAAAAGAUCCAGGAGUUGAACCCCGAGCAUCCUUCUCUGAAAGUAUUGUCCACGAUCUGGUGUGGCAAGGACAAGCACGGGCUUACGAUCGAUCAAGGAAAAAUGAUUACAUUUUCAGUUUAUCAUAGCAUCCCUAGCGCGCAGGGUUCGAUACGUGAGGGAUCUCGGACGGAAGAUGUCGACAAGCAAGAAGUCGCUGACGCUUUGGCCGGAUGGGAGCCUGCCCUGCAACAGAUACUUCACCUUCACGAUCCCGAUGUCCAGUACUCGCGCUGGGCGAUCCACUGUGUGGAGCCGAUUCCGCAGAGUGUAUCCGGCAAUGUUAUUCUAAUUGGUGAUGCUGCUCACGCAAUGACACCUCAUCAAGGUGUAGGGGGCGGACAAGCCGUUGAGGAUUCCCAUCUUCUGGGUCGCAUCCUGGCUCAUCCCAGCACAACGAAACAAUCGCUCAAGCACGCACUGCAAGUGUACCAGCAGAUACGGCUACCUUUCGCCAAAAUAGCCGCGCAACGUUCUCUUUUUAACGGCAUGAUGUACGAGUUCAAUCAUCCUGACUACUUUUACGAGGCUGGUAGGCCCCCAUCGAAGGAUGAAUUAGUACGGCUUGGGAAAGCGAUCGAGGAGUCUUUCAAGUGGCUUGGUCAAGGUGGAUGUUAUGAUGACUGGGAUGAGGCAGAAAGAAAGCUUUUGGAACAGGACAUCGGUGCGUAGAUGGUUACGCCGACGCGUGUAUAGAAUUAUUCUUUAUGCAAUGUUAAAGGUACAGAAUCAUCAUCGUAAUUAUUUCCCUGCCAUCCACUGGGUCCAAAGGGGAUGCAAUUCCUAUCUAUCUAUCUAUCCAUCCGAACGAUUUACUUUAUCAUGGGCGUGAAUGCAUACAGUUUGGGCUGC
Messenger RNA from Marasmius oreades (fairy-ring Marasmius), 1707 nucleotides. RefSeq lists its product as uncharacterized. NCBI's taxonomy places the organism in Eukaryota, Fungi, Basidiomycota, Agaricomycetes, Agaricales, Marasmiaceae. The transcript is spliced from 9 exons. Gene Ontology annotation, molecular function: FAD binding. The record is from RefSeq and is a predicted model, not a curated record. Bases 457 to 1527 code for a protein of 356 amino acids. Gene Ontology annotation, biological process: secondary metabolite biosynthetic process.